Dreissena polymorpha is the source of this 2774-nucleotide messenger RNA. Its product is annotated as neuralized-like protein 2. NCBI's taxonomy places the organism in Eukaryota, Metazoa, Mollusca, Bivalvia, Myida, Dreissenidae. The record is from RefSeq and is a predicted model, not a curated record. Bases 261 to 1076 code for a protein of 271 amino acids. Gene Ontology annotation, molecular function: ubiquitin protein ligase activity. The transcript is spliced from 3 exons. Gene Ontology annotation, biological process: intracellular signal transduction.
AGUGUUACCACUUGAUAAGUGCUGUUGACGAAAAUUGUUUCCUUUUUGACAAUUUAUAAACAUAUUGCGUUUUUUUAGAGAGAUUUAUACCUACUUCUAUAAAACCAUAUGUUUUCGCCUUUUGAAUUUAUAUAGAACAUCGAAGCUCCUUGCUUAUCAUUUUACUGUUUUAUCGUAUCAAAAUAUUUCAAGAUUAUGGACAGACACAAGACCUUACUCAAAGGGUGAAUUGUUGUUAUAAAUGAAACAAACUGCAGUGUAUGGAAGACUCAGAGAUGCCAGUGACAAGGUUUCACCCAUACCAUGGGCUUAACAUCAGUCUAGAAAGUGACGACCAAGUCGCUUGCAGGACAACCAGCUUUGCUCAUGCCUUGACAUUCAGUGAAAAGCCACUAAAACCUGGAGAAGUGUUCUUAGUAGAAAUCGAAAAGAAUGAGAGAGGAUGGAGUGGACAUCUUAGAAUAGGGCUCACACAGUUUAAUCCAAAUGAAAAGUUUGAGUUACCGCAAUAUGCAUUACCGGAUCUUGCCAAUAUGGGUAGGUCCUGGAUAUCAGCAAUCACAAAAUCAUAUAGUAGGCCUUUCAACCAAGACAGUGAUCCUGGGACGUCUGAACCGUAUCAGUCUGUGUUAGGAGACUCUGAAAUAAUUCAUACUCCACAGGGAUCAUUUAAUCGAAGCCUUUUGUUACCAUUAAACCGGCUUAAUAAUUACACAAAUGUAUACUCACAUGUAAGUAAACGAGAACAGGACCAAAUUCUUCCCACAGACAUUGGGAGUCGUAUAGGUAUCAUGUACCAUGUUGUGGACAAUUGUGCGGAAAUGCAUUUUAUCAUCAAUGGGGAGGAUCAAGGUCCGACAGUGAAAAACAUCCCGUACCAGUCAGGACCAUUGCACGCGGUGGUAGAUGUGUAUGGAACCACUAAACAAGUUAGGAUUGUACAGUUAUAUGGAGUGUCCACUCUUCAGAAUGCUUGCAGAGACAUGAUCCUACAGGCAAUAGGGAAGUCCCAGGUCAGCUUCCUGCCGCUGCCUAACAAGAUCAAGAAGUUCCUGCGAUAUGAAUGUGAACUGUGAUACAACUUUCUAGAAAUGAGCCUUACUCUGAGGAAAUGGGGCUUAAUCCAUGUGCAUAAAGUACCAUCCCAUAUCAGCCUGUGCAGUCAGCACAGGCUUAUCAGGGAUGACACUUUCUGUCAAAACCGUUUUUUUAUCUAAGAAGAGACAUUUAAAGAAAAAAAACUUUCAAAGCAAGAAAGUGUUGUCACUGAUAAGCCUGUGCUAAAUGCACAGGCUAUUCUGGGCCGACACAUAAUGCGCGUGCAUUAAACCCUAUUUUCUCGGAAAAUAACUUUUAGCUGUCUAUGAGCCUAUAGAGUGUGCAAACCUUUGCAAGUGUGUGGACAGUGUGUCCAGAAUGGGUAACAGGGUUGUGUAAAAGUCUCCAUUGGAAAUACAUUUUGCCAAAAAAAAAAAUAUACAGUUUAAAUUUGGAGUUAAUUUCAGUUUUAUUGCACCAUGGUAUGCAAGAAAUUGUCUAUAUGUGUGUGUUUGUGUGCGUGAGUUGCAUGUCAGAUAAAUUCUUAUAAAUACUCUUAAAGAAAUUAUAAACAUAUUCUCUUUGGUGCAUUGAAAAUACAUAAAAUUCAUCAAGUUUUGAUUUGUUGUUUUUAAGCUUUUUUUUGAGCUUGAAAUCAUAGAUGUUUUGCUAUGAUUAAUUUAUAGCAGAUGUCAUACAACCAUGAACAAAUAACUGAUGAUUUACUAGGACUAAGUACAGCUACUGAAGUGUUAAAAAGUCUUUUUUAUCAAUUUUUAAAGUUCAAUAAACCUACUUAUUAUCUCCAUAUCUUAGCAUAGACAUAAAGCCAGAUGUUUUGAAUAUGAGCCAACAUUGUGCAAACAGGUGAAAUAGAUAUUUGGGAAUCUAUGACGUGUGAUGAGUUUAAAGGGAUCUUUUCACGCUUUGGUAAAUUGACAAAAUUGAAAAAAGUUGUUUCAGAUUCGUAAGUUUUCGUUUUAGUUAUGAUAUUUGUGAGGAAACAGUAAUACUGAACAUUAACCAUGCUCUAAUAUAGCCAUUAUAUGCAUCUUUUGAAUAUUUUAAAACCUAAAAGUUAUAAAGCGUUGCAACGCGAAACGAUUGAAUAAUUGGGAGAGUUCUGUUUUUGUUGUUAAAUUUUGUGAAACUACGAAGAUUGCUUAUAUAAGGUAUAAAAUACGGCUAAAUGUGUACUCGGCGGAAUAGCUCAGUAGGUUAAAGCGUUUUUACUUUAGGACUCUGGCAGGACUCCAUGGGUCACUGGUUCGAAACCUGCUUCGGGAAAUGUUCUUUUCCUUUUUUUAUUUUUUUUUCUUGAUUUUUCACUGGAGCUUUUAUGAUCCAAUGUUUACAUUUAUCAAUAUAAAGCAUUUAAUGAAUAAGUUAAAAAAAUGCCAAAAUCUGUGAAAAGGCCCCUUUAAAUGCUGUGAAUAUUUAAGAGGGUUGCUCAUAAGAUUGGUUGUUGAAUAACACUUGUUCAGCAUUAUAAUUACAUUGCCUGCUACAUGUAAUUGUCUGACAAUAAUCAUAAUUUCACAGUUAUGCAAAUAUGUAAUUGAUAAUAACUUUUUACUGCACUUGCCCAUUAUGGUAUUAGAUUUGCAAUCAUCAGCAGCAUGAGCACUUAUGAUGUAAGAAUUGAUACUUUCAAUUGAUGUUUAAUGAUUUUUUUUAGAUUGUUUCCACAUUGUUAUGUUCCUCUUUGCCAAAUAAAGCAUAUGGCAUUCAUCAAA